AUGUCUCUCGUAUGGGAUAUCGCCGUCGCAAGUCUUGCUAUCGCAUCCGCUUACAUCGUCUACUCAAGAGGACGUUCAGCAGCCUUUCUUUUGCCCCCCAGCCCCCCGAGUGAUAUAUUGAUUGGGCACACGAGAAGAAUCCCAUUUGUCAGAGGAUGGGAGACAUACACAAAGUGGAAGGAAGAAUAUGGCGACGUUAUCUACACUCAGGCUUUUGGCCGGUCCUUUGUCAUCCUUAACUCGGUUCUUGCAGCACGUGAUCUUUUAGAGAAGAGAAGCGAUGUCUUCUCCGACAGGCCAAACCUGCCGGUGGUCUUUAAGAUGGGAUGGGAGUUUGUCCUUCCGAACCUUCGUUAUGGCCCACGUUUCCGAAAGCAUCGCCGAAUCUUUCGUCAUUACCUUGGUCCUCAGGCCAUUUCGGCAUUCAGGCCUGUGCAAGAUCGCGAACUUCGAAGAUUCCUUCGACGCCUAUUGGCUAGCCCGAGCGAUCUCAUCACGCAUAUACACAGUUUAGUUUCUGGCAUUGUCGUAUCAGUAACGUAUGGUCAUGAAGUGGUAGCAGAAUCCGAUCCUUUAGUCGAGCUUGCUGAGGAUGCUAUGCAUGCUUUGACAAGUUCUGGUAACAUCGGGACAACAAUUCUCGACAUUUUCCCGUUCAUGCGUUACGCACCUUCCUGGUUACCUGGAAUGGGUGUGAAGAGGCUCAUUCCAAAAGCCCGAGAGCUGACUGAUCGAGCUAUGAUGCAACCCUUAGCAAAAGGCACUAUUCCCUCGUGCAUAAUGUCCGAUCUGCUCAACCAGUACGAAGAAAUAGAUACGACCGAUCCCGAUCAUGAAAUUGAUAUUAUGAACGUCGGAUUGACUGUCUACGCUGCUGGAUCAGAUACGACUAGUUCUGCUCUCAAGGCACUCUUCCUCCUAAUGACCAUUCAUACACAUGUUGCAAAAAAGGCACAGGAAGAAAUUGAUGGAGUCGUUGGAAGAGACCGGUUUCCUUGUAUUGAAGACAGAGGCUCAUUACCGUAUCUCGACUGCGUAUUGAAAGAGUUGUAUCGAAUUCACACCGUUGCACCUCUUGGUCUUCCACAUAGAUCUACGAAGGCAGAGCAAUAUCGUGGAUGGACCAUCCCUGAAGGAUCAAUGAUAAUCACAAACAUAUGGUGCAUGAUGAGAGACGAAAAGAGUUUCCCGGAUCCGGAUGCCUUUGAACCUGAGCGCCACAUGGCAAAUUUCAUGGCUAACUCGAACAUUCCUUCUGACUUAUCCAAUAAAGGCAUCUCCACUAGUGUGGAUGAUGAUCCCAGUAACAUUGUAUUUGGCUUUGGCAGAAGAGUUUGCCCUGGCAAAUAUCUUGCGGACUCAACUCUCUGGCUGACUGCAGUGAACGUACUUUCAUUAUUUGAUAUCUUGCCUUGCAUUGAUCCGAAUACUGGAAAGGCCGAGAUUCCGAAAUUCGAAAUUGAUAGUGAUGGGCUAGUAGCGCCUUCAAGUGUAGAAUUAUUCCUCGAGACACAAAGCGAGUAG
Messenger RNA from Fomitiporia mediterranea MF3/22, 1524 nucleotides. RefSeq names its product cytochrome P450. Bases 1 to 1524 code for a protein of 507 amino acids. NCBI's taxonomy places the organism in Eukaryota, Fungi, Basidiomycota, Agaricomycetes, Hymenochaetales, Hymenochaetaceae. The record is from RefSeq and is a predicted model, not a curated record. The transcript is spliced from 13 exons. Gene Ontology annotation, molecular function: oxidoreductase activity, acting on paired donors, with incorporation or reduction of molecular oxygen; heme binding; iron ion binding.